GCCGCAGAGAGACGCAGGGGGAAAAAACAGCGGAGUCGGAGGAUAUUUACCGAUGGACACGAUUUCAUUACAGGAUAUUGCAGCAUGAAGAAGGAGCAAGUUGUCAACUGUCAGUUUUCGGUUUGGUAUCCGAUAUUCAAGAAACACACGAUUAAAAGCCUGAUUCUUCCACUGCCUCAGAAUGUAAUAGACUAUUUACUGGACGAUGGGACACUGGUAGUCUCUGGGAGUGACCACGACACACAGCAGACACACAGUAACAACAACGACUCGGAUGCAGAGGAAGACAUUCAGUGGUCAGAUGAUGAGACAACCACCACUGCCACAGCUCCUGAGUUCCCAGAAUUCACCUCGAGAGUGCUGGAGGCAAUAAACGCCCUGGGUGGCUGCGUCUUUCCUAAACUCAACUGGAGCGCUCCUCGGGAUGCUAACUGGAUUGCUCUGAACAGUUCCCUGCAGUGUCAGAGCCUCAGUGAUAUAUUUUUGCUCUUCAAAAGUUCAGACUUCGUCACCCACGACCUCACACAGCCAUUCCUUCAUUGUAGUGACCAGGACUCCCCAGAUCCUGCUAUCAACUAUGAGCUGGUCCUGAGAAAGUGGAGCGAGCUGAUUUCUGGUGGAGAGUUUCGCUGCUUUGUCAAAGAAAACAAACUGAUCGCUAUCUCCCAGAGAGACUACACUCAGUAUUACCAGCACGUCUUGAAGCAGGAGGAGCAGAUCUGUCACGCCAUACAGGACUUCUUCAGCCAGCACAUCCAGUACAACUUCCUGGACGAAGACUUUGUGUUUGAUGUCUACAGAGACAGCCAGGGGAGAGUGUGGCUGAUUGACCUGAACCCGUUCGGAGAGGUGACAGACUCGCUGCUGUUCAGUUGGGAGGAGCUGACGUCCGGAGAAGUCGCCCACCAGCAGGAGGGCCCUGCGUUCCGCUGCACCAACAGCGAGGUGACGGUGCAGCCCAGUCCCUGCCUCAGCUACAGAAUCCCAAGGGACUUUCUGGAGCUCUCUACCGGGGAAGACGCAUACAAGCUCAUCGACUUCCUCAAACUGAAGAAAAACCAGCAGGAAGAGUCUGAGGAAGAGGAGGAGGAAGAGACCGCUCAACAGUGACACAGUUCCCCCUGAAACCUGAAGAAUAGCUGCUAGUGUCAACAGUCCUCUCCCUGUAACGAUGUCUGCAUGAAGUGACUCUUUACCCUCUGUCCUCUUUGAACUUGUUAUUUCUUUUUAGUUUAAUUUCUGCCUGUUUCCUCUCUUGCUCCCCUGCUAACAGUACGUGAUGUUCCUGGCAUUUCUUAAAUAGCUCUCUGGCGUUAGUUGAAUGGAACAUGUUAAAUGAACGGAUCAUGUUAACGGCUCUUUCGGGACUCAUCUUCUGUCGAUGUGUUCCCUGCCUCUGACGCUGCUGAUGGCCGUCUUGCUGGUCGUUAUGUGAGCCGGGCGAAGGGAAGCUUCAGCAGAGCCAAACUGUCUGUUCUUUCAUUUUGGUUAUUUGUUUUUAAGAGGGGGGGGGGAAGUAUUGACUAACAAUGUAAAGAAUACAUGAUAUGCUUUAAAAUAAGUGUAUAUUAGUUUCUGUAUUAUGUACUUCAGCACAAAUGGUGUCUGGAUUUAAAAUGAACACGCACGCAUUUCAUUGUACCUCUGAGUUUGUGUUAUGAGGCCGCAACAGACUUCUCUAUUUAACACUAAGGCCGUUCAUCACUUGGUCACUUCUGAUUUCUCUUCCCAGCUGUCCCUGCUCCUCAAUCUCCCCCUGCCAAUUUCCCCCGAGCAGUUUUGACACACUCAUUGCUCCGAGCCGCUCGGGGCACUCCCUUGUUUUCCCAUCAUGCAUCGCUGUAGACUGUUACUCCAAAAAACACCAUUAAAUUUCUUGUCGUGUA
This is a messenger RNA of Hippoglossus stenolepis (Pacific halibut), 1886 nucleotides long. It is a transcript of the gene cdc123, whose product is annotated as cell division cycle 123 homolog (S. cerevisiae). Gene Ontology annotation, cellular component: cytoplasm. Lineage: Eukaryota; Metazoa; Chordata; Actinopteri; Pleuronectiformes; Pleuronectidae. The record is from RefSeq and is a predicted model, not a curated record. The coding region runs from base 85 to 1110 and encodes 341 amino acids. The transcript is spliced from 13 exons.